UCAGUGGAGGAACUCAAUGGAUUUCCAGAGGACAAAAGGAACAGCCUGUAAAACUGGGUUCUGUAGCAACUUGAUACUGGAAUUCUUUUAGUUUAGCAGGACAUGGUCAAGUGCUGUUCUCAUUUGCUUUGAAGAAACUACAGAAUCCAAAUGAUAUUACUUUUGAAAACAUUACCCAAUAGUCUUCUACUUUAUAUAAGCACAUCGUGUCCAUUCAACCUGAUACAUCUGAUUUUCCAAUUUUUUAUACAAAACCCUAUGUUUAUAAACUUUGAACAAUACAGAAGAGGAAUUCUAGAUUGGCUUAACCUGCCCAAGUGAUUCCUUUUCCUCCCUGGAGUCGGCCCCGCUGCCAGCCAGGCUGCUUGGGCCUGUGCGGCCCGUCCUCCCAGCCUGCCAGCUGGUUGAGGUGGUGCGGGGCCUGCGGCAGCCUCCAAAGCCAGCCCUGUGGCCAGCUGGCGCCGCUGCAGCCUGUGCGGCCCGUCCUCCCACCCUGCAAGCCGUGAUGCUGAAUGUUGGUGAGUGGUGGUACGAUGAGGAGUUCUUCUCUUGAAACUGACUUACAAAACUCUCAUGAAGAAGGAAAGCUAUACAUGGUUGAUUCCUUAAACAACUUAAAUGAACAGCAUCUUUGCGUGGUUCAAUCUCAGCAUCAAACCAUCUGGCAAGAGAACACAGAUAGUGCUGGUUGCUGGACAAUGCAAAACAGCAUGAGAUGCCAUAGCUGGUUCUUUGUCACAUCGAUCAUUACUUUAAUAGUCAGCUUGGCACUUGUUUCCUUUGUAAUAAUCUUAAUAGUUCACACUGGAGACAAGAUGGAUGAUGUGUCAAGAAAAAUAGUACUAGAAAAGAAGAACAUUGAAGACCUUAAGAAACUAAAUGAUAUGAUUUUACAAUACCUAAACCAGACAGAAGCUGAUUCUGCACAUGUUGGAUAAUGCACUUUCAACGCACUUUAACAAUCGUUUGGAAGUGGAUUUUUUGUUUCACACAAGAAAAAGUUGGUUCCAAAUGAUCUCUAAAGAGGAUUGGAACUGCAUUAUCCAACGUGUGUGGAAUCAGCCACUGUGGAUAGAAAACAUAGGAAACCUCAGCAAGAUGCAAACAAGUCAACCAAGCUCUGAUCUUCCAGGCUAAAGAAUGCUCAGCUGGAAACAGUAGGCCCAGGGGCUAACUUGUGCAAUGAAUUCUAUUCUUAUCUAAUUUCAGAUAGAAUUUGUGUGAGAUAUUUUUUUAAAAAAUUAAUCAUUCUGUGCGCUCCAUGAUGCUUAGCCCAAGCCUGGAAAAGCAAUCAGGGCUAUGUUUCUAUCACUAUGUUUGCAGCCUUUCUAGAUUUCUUGCUUAUCCCUGGGGAUAUUGAUAUAUGGAAGGCAGAGCUCAGUGCAAGCAUUUGAUUUUGAAGAGCUGCUGCUAGACCCCAGACCUAUAAAUAGUUACACACACACAGUGUCAGAUAUUGUGAUUCAUGUUUACAACUCAGUAUAAUUUAGAAUAGAAAAAGUAUCAUCCAAUUUCUGAGAGGCUGCAUAUGUUAGCAGACGUACAUCAUAAAGUAUCCAGUACUUCCUACAUGGUACAAAGUAAGUGCUGGUGCAUGGUACUACUUUGUAAAGUGCAUCCAGUUUUUCAAAAUUACAAAAGUGAUUAAUUAGGGUAAGAUUAAUCAGGGACUUUGUUAGUGUAAAAAAAUAAUUUGUUCACAUGUGAACAUACAUCACAUUUGAUCACUAUGACCCAAAUGUGAGAACCAUCCUGGGUUGAAAGUACUGUGUUUGAGACAAUAUCUGCGAUAUGAAAGAUCCAUCUGGGAUAAUUAAUCUAUUUUUCUUGUAGUGAUCACAUCAUGUACCCCCAAAUGUAGCUAAUUAAGCCUUUCAAAAUUCAUAUAAUACUUUUAUUAGGACCAACCCAAUGAUACAUAAUAGUGUGCAAGCCAAUGUUACAAAAUGAAAAAGAUGAGAAAAGCAGAUUUUAAGCAAAUUUUGAUAUUUAAAAAGCAAUUGGUGGAAUCUUUUGGAAGGCUAUUAGGUUCACCUAAGAGUAUUCAUCUGCUUGCAUAUAAAAAAAGGUGGAAGGGAGACUACUGUGGCUUCACAUCUCAUUAAUAACCCUGAUGUAAUGUUCUCGAGUGUCAAAGCAGGCAAGAAGAACAAGGACAAGAGAAAGAAUACAACUUUAAUCCAU
Messenger RNA from Eublepharis macularius, 2184 nucleotides. It is a transcript of the gene LSMEM1, whose product is annotated as leucine rich single-pass membrane protein 1. The transcript has 5 exons. Lineage: Eukaryota; Metazoa; Chordata; Lepidosauria; Squamata; Eublepharidae. The record is from RefSeq and is a predicted model, not a curated record. Bases 513 to 938 code for a protein of 141 amino acids.